Messenger RNA from Plasmodium vivax (malaria parasite P. vivax), 1056 nucleotides. Its product is annotated as variable surface protein Vir 12-like. The coding region runs from base 1 to 1056 and encodes 351 amino acids. The transcript is spliced from 3 exons. NCBI's taxonomy places the organism in Eukaryota, Apicomplexa, Aconoidasida, Haemosporida, Plasmodiidae. The record is from RefSeq and is a predicted model, not a curated record.
AUGUCUUUAAGAAAAAUCAAUAGUCAGCUUUUAGGAGAAGGAUUAUUACGCGAUUUACCUGCAAACCAAAAAUAUAAAGAAUUAAAUACUGAUGAAGAUGUAGAAUACAACACUGAUAUAUGUAAGAAACAUGGACUUUACUGGGGGGAUGCCCAAGAUUUUUGUGAUCGAGCAGUAUCAAAUUUGAAAAAAGUAAAUUCCAUAAGUAAUAAGCAAAGACAUAAUGAGGAAUGUUCUUAUUUCCAGCAUUGGUUCUAUGAUGAGAUUAGGAAAAAUUACAAAAAAAAAGGGUGGUACAUUAAUAACACUGAUAAUUCCAACAAUCUCUUUGAUGUUAUCAACGAAUUUAAUUUAGUAGAUAAAGUAAACACUAAUAAAUGUAAUUUAUAUUCUAACCGUAGUGUGGAAGAUGUCAUAGAAGAAAAAGCUUUGCAUGAUUAUUUCAAAAAUUUUGACCGCAUUGGAUGUGAUGGAUUAAGUGAGGAAACAUGCCAAAUGUAUUAUAAUUAUGUUCAAUAUAUUAACGAUUUAUAUAAAAAAUAUGAUAACAAGUAUUUAUGUUGUUACACUACCGAUGAUGUGGUGGAGGAUGCGUGUAAGCGUUUUUUUAAGUGUGGGAAAAGGUAUAACCCCCAAAAUCUGUUAGUUAAGUUAGGUGGACACAUUCAACAAUUACAAAGCCAAAGGAUAGGCAAUGUGGAUUAUGGAUCACAAGAUAAUCUAAACACUUAUGAUUCAUCUGAAGCGGGAUACUUAUCACCUCAUAAUUAUCAAUAUAAUUAUGAUAUGGAACCAGAAUAUGAUAGUACAGUGAAGUCUCAUAAAUUUCGCAAUGUCUCCAUUAUUACUGGAAUGAUAGGAAUAUUUCUCGGUUUACUAUUUUACAUUAGGUCCAAUUCAGCAAAGCACAAAAGAAGAAGAAGAAGAGAAUCAAACGUGGAUGACAAUAUGAGUAACUUUAGUGAAACUGACUCGAACGUUUCAUCAAGGGACGAUUUAGAUUCUAUUUUUUCAGAUUUCCCAAAAAAGAGGUUAUAUCUUGCAUACCACGCUUAA